Molecule: messenger RNA, 294 nt
Organism: Coturnix japonica (Japanese quail)
Lineage: Eukaryota; Metazoa; Chordata; Aves; Galliformes; Phasianidae
Source: RefSeq, a predicted model, not a curated record
AUGGGCGGAGGGGCCCGGCCGGCAGCGCCCGGCGCUGCGGGAGGUGGCGACGGCGAAUCCGGCCCCGCUCGUCCUCGCGGGGACCUUCGCUCCGGAGUUGUCGGCCCGCCUCAAGGACCUGAGGGGGGGGGAACGACGCACCCGGGAGGGGUCACCGCAGCCUUCCCCGCCCCGCUCCCCCGCAGCUCGUCUCCGGGCCAAAGGCGAACGGGGGCGGCCCCGCCCGACGCCGACCCCGGCCCCGCAGCCGGCGAGACCGGCACGGCCGGAGCGGGACGGACGGGCUCGGCGUGA